Sarcophilus harrisii (Tasmanian devil) is the source of this 4062-nucleotide messenger RNA. RefSeq names its product ring finger and SPRY domain containing 1 (gene RSPRY1). Gene Ontology annotation, cellular component: cytoplasm. The transcript has 20 exons. Gene Ontology annotation, molecular function: ubiquitin-protein transferase activity; protein binding. The record is from RefSeq and is a predicted model, not a curated record. Bases 794 to 2629 code for a protein of 611 amino acids. Lineage: Eukaryota; Metazoa; Chordata; Mammalia; Dasyuromorphia; Dasyuridae.
GUCCAUCUUUAUCGCCAGUCCGGAGCUGUCACAAAGGAGUCGCCGCGCCGCAGACCGUGCCUCCGUCCCACCGGAGACCACGAAAAUUCCUUAAACCAUGUGUUGAACAUCUUUGAGACUUAAUGAAUUGUUACCUCUCUGACUGAUGAAUGAAUAAAUCCUGAAGGAAAGAACAGGGUCUUUUUCAUCAUUGUAUCUCUCUCCAGCAUCUACCUUCAAGGGCUUACACAUACAGACAAAAGACAUUUGAGCAAAACCAUCCAGUAAAGUAACUGGGAAUGCUAUUAUGUAGACUGAAUUCCUACAGUCAGCUUGUGAUUAUGUAUCUAUCAUCAUCCCAGAUGAUGAUGGUAAUGAUUUGGGGAGCAGUACUACAACCUUGAAGCAUUUGGGGAUUACAAUAGUGGAUACUGGGGAGACCUGUAAGAAACAUCCCUCAACCUCUGCUAUACAGUGGUCACGUAAAGAACUUCUGAAGUUAAAGAACCAAGAAGAAUGAUUUUAAAUAAAUACUCCAUUGAUAUAUGGGCUUAAUUUACUGACUAGUUGCAGACCUGUCAGAAAAUCUGAUGCAUCCCAUCAUUGUCUUCUUGUCCACGAGCCAUUCAGCCAACCUGAUCUUUAAAAAAGCCGGAAAGAUUUCUGACCUGCUUUUGGAUGAUCAGAGUUUAUUUUAGGUGAUAAUGUUGGAUACCGAAUCUACAACUUCCUUUGGAUUCCAAUUGUUGAUAACAAAUACAAUGCAAAUACCUCAAUUCAAGAUUAUGAAAACAGUACUUGGAAAACUUUCUCAAUGAUUGUCUUUGCUUGGGUUGUGUUUUAUGCUAGCAGAAGCCUUGUACAAGGUUUACUGCUGACUCUAGAGCAGCAUAUAUCAAGUUUUCUGGGAACUUUGGGAGCCACCAACAUGGGCAACUCUUGUAUUUGUCGAGAUGAUAGUGGCACAGAAGAUAAUGCAGAGUCCCAGCAUCAGCAGUCUGAGAACAGCAUAUUACCAGCAGCUGAAAACAGAAGCCAUCUAAGGGACCCUGUGAGACCACCUAGGAGGGGCCGAGGACCACAUGAGCCAAGAAGAAAGAAACAAAAUGUAGAUUGUUUGGUGUUGGAUACACUGGCAGUAAUUCGGACACUUGUAGAUAAGAGAGAGACAGAGACAGAUACAGAGACAGAGAGACAGAGACAGAGAAAGAUUCAGAGAGACAAAGGGAGAAAAAGAAUUUGUGGGUGUGUGACUGGAUUGAUCUCCAGUGACCAGGAACCUCCUUAUUCAAUGAUCACAUUGCACGAAAUGGCAGAAACAGAUGAAGGAUGGUUGGAAGUUGUCCAGUCUUUAAUUAGAGUUAUACCAUUGGAAGAUCCAUUGGGACCAGCUGUUAUAACGUUAUUACUAGACGAGUGUCCAUUGCCAACUAAAGAUGCACUCCAGAAGUUGACUGAAAUUCUGAAUUUAAAUGGAGCUGUUGCUUGUCAGGAUGCCAGUCAUCCUGCCAAACACCGAAACACAACAGCAGUACUGGGCUGCUUAGCCGAGAAACUAGCAGGUCCUGCAAGUAUAAACUUACUUAGUCCGGGGAUAUUAGAAUAUUUGUUACAGAGCCUGAAUUUCCAGUCCCAUCCUACAGUCAUGCUUUUUGCACUAAUCGCAUUGGAAAAGUUUGCACAGACCAGUGAAAAUAAAAUGACUAUCUCUAAAUCCUGUAUUAGUGACCGUCUUGUCAUGUUGGAGAGUUGGACAGAAAAUUCUGACUAUCUGAAACGUCAAGUUGGUUUCUGCGCUCAAUGGAGUUUAGACAAUCUCUUUUUGAAAGAAGGCAGGCAGUUUACUUAUGAGAAAGUGGAUCUGACCAACAUUAGGGCCAUGCUGAAUAGCAAUGAUGUCAGUGAGUACCUGAAGAUCUCGCCACAUGGAUUGGAGGCUCGAUGUGAUGCCUCCUCCUUUGAAAGUGUGCGUUGUACAUUCUGUGUUGACUCUGGGGUAUGGUACUAUGAAGUUACAGUGAUCACUUCUGGAGUUAUGCAGAUAGGCUGGGCCACCAAAGACAGCAAAUUUCUCAAUCAUGAAGGCUAUGGUAUUGGAGAUGAUGAAUAUUCUUGUGCAUACGAUGGCUGCCGGCAGCUGAUUUGGUAUAAUGCCAGAAGUAAACCACAUUCACAUCCUUGUUGGAAAGAAGGAGACACAAUAGGGUUUCUUCUAGACUUGCAAGAAAAACAAAUGAUCUUUUGCUUAAAUGGAAGCCAGCUUCCUUCUGAGAAGCAAGUCUUUACAUCUGCUGUAUCAGGGUUUUUUGCUGCAGCAAGUUUCAUGUCAUAUCAACAAUGUGAGUUCAAUUUUGGAGCAAAACCAUUCAAAUAUCCCCCUUCUAUCAAAUUUAGCACUUUCAAUGACUAUGCCUUCUUGUCACCUGAAGAAAAAAUCAUUUUGCCAAGGCACAGGCGUCUUGCUUUGUUGAAACAAGUUAGUAUCAGAGAAAAUUGCUGUUCACUUUGUUGUGAUGAAGUAGCAGACACAGAACUCAAGCCAUGUGGACACAGUGACCUGUGCAUGGAUUGUGCCUUGCAACUGGAGACUUGCCCAUUGUGUCGACAAGAAAUAGUGUCUAGGGUCAGACAGAUUUCUCACAUUUCAUGACACAUGUGGAGAAGCAACAAGGACUUACUUGUAAUCAAUUCCAGCCAAUGUCUGAAAAGGAAAAACAUCUCUAACCAGUUGUGCACACAUUGAAACUAUAGCCAUGGCCAGAUUUUAUGCUAAGCAGUAGUUUGUCUUAAGACAAAAUCCUUUAGAAUUUAACCCAGGAUGCCAGCACUGGGACAUUCUUUUUACGAACAAGGAGAGCUGAAUGCUAUGGCUGUCUUGGGUCCCUCUGAGAAAGACACCAGGAGAUACUGCCCACAUGAGUGCCGAAAUUGAAUUUGCACUGGAAUCCUACAUGUUCAGUACAUUCAGUUAUUUAAAACAGGAUGUUUUGUCUCAUACUCGAAAGUCUUUAUUUUUGGCUGAAACCAUUAUGGAGAAUAGUCUGCCAGUGUUUCUUGGUUAAGUGUAACUUCCUGCUGGUCAGAGACUAUGUUAACAUUGAACUGCAAGACUUGAAUCCCUAAAACUAAAAAUAACACGUCUUACUACAAGCUACAUGAAGGACCCUAAAGAAGGUGCAUAAACUGUAAAAAAAAAAAAAAAAAAAAAAAAUCCAAAUUUUUGAUAUCUCAGUGAUUCCAAAGAACAUUCUGAUUUUUUUCUUUUUAAACACAGAAAAUUGGUGGUAUUUUCACAUUCAUAGUGUUUCUAUCCAAUUUCAGUACCCGCAUUUUGUGAAAGAAAUAAUAUGUUUUACCAGUGCAGGAGGGAAUUCUUAACAUUAAUUACAAUGCUGGACUGGAGAAAAUUUACUAUUUAGGGUAUUUUUUAAGGUACCAUCAAUCAGGUUUUUUUGUUUUGUUUUUUGUUUUUUUUUUUUUUUUUCUAAUCAGUAUUGUUUUUGAAAGUAAUGUACAUUUGAAACUUUUGAACUAAUUAGUCUCAAAAGAUCUGGAGGAAAUUCUGAAAAACAUAUUAAUAUUGUUUUUAAAUAAAUACAUGUUAUUUGAAUAGUAAAUUCAAUCAUGGAUUGCUGACUAUGUCUUCAUCAAAAGUACAAGUCCCUCUCUGGGUCUCUGGUGAAGAUCUUCAAGAGUUUGUUUUGUUUUUCUCCCAGAAAAUUGGAAGGUAGAAUUGUAAAUUCACAGUACUUAUUUAAUAAGGGUGUACCUCAGCAGUUGCCUUUUAAUUUAUGCCAACUACUUACUGAGUUUAUACUUGAAUAGUAAAGGUGUCUUCUGAGUUUUACAAUGUCUUAAAAUGGAUGCAUAUUAUUUUUUCCCUUUCAGCACCCCUUCUCGAUUAUAAAGUGAUGGUAACCUGAAGCCUGUGCUAUUAACAAAGCUCAUUUCUUCCUGUAAAUUGGGAUGAUGAGUUUUUCCCCAUGCUUUCAGUCUUCCAUAAACUCUUAAAAUAUGUUCUUCCCUUAGCUUUUGGUGAAUAUGAUAAUUUGUAUUAAAUAAAUAAAGUAUUUGUUGCUUUUU